AACGUGCCAGACCCUGCCCCUGUGCUGAGCCGUGCUAAAUCCGUUUUCUCCCUCUUCCUCCUAUCCUGAGGCGGGCUGCUGUUUGUACCCUCCCCACACGCUCUCACUAGCUUAGAGAUCUGAGCCGAGAUCCCACCCCUUCCAGUCCAGAGCCAGCACUAGAGCGGAGCCGGUCCAGACACACUGCCUUUCUAACACAUGCAAACACAUAUAUGUAGGUAGGGCUUGGGAGAAAAGGAGGGGGGGAAGCGAAAAAAAAACAGUCCUUGGAUUCGUUUCAUUGCUGCGAAAAAAAAGGUCACGUUGAAUACAACUCCUUACCGGGACCGUCAACGAGCCUGGGUCUUUAGAAGAUUUAUUAUAAACGUUUGCAAGCGAAGAGCGAAGGCAUGCUGGAUUUUAAAGGGAUCUAUCAUCUUAUCGUGCUGUCAACUUUCUUGGUUCAGGUCUCGUUUGCAAAGGGCUAUUUCGAGGUCCGGGUUAACUCGGUGCAGAACGUUAACGGCGAAUUGGAGAACGGGGAUUGCUGCGAUGGCUCCAGAGGUUCUUUGGAUCGAAAAUGCAUCAAGGACGAAUGUGACACUUAUUUCAAAAUUUGUUUGAAGGAAUACCAGGCACGCGUCGCCGCCUCUGGAGGCUGCACUUUUGGGAGCGGAUUCAGCCCUGUACUGGGGAAAAAUACUUUUUCUCUCCCAGAUAAAAGCGCACUUGGAAAGAUAGUUAUCCCCUUUCACUUUGCGUGGCCGAGAUCAUACACAUUAAUAUUGGAAGCCUGGGACCAGGACAAUGCAACAUCUGGUGAAGGCCAGCUGAUUGAGCGAGGCUCUCAGACAGGAAUGAUCAACCCUGGAGGCCCCUGGAUGACAUUGCAAUACAAUGGGCCAGUGGCUCACUUUAACUACAGCAUCCGGGUCAGGUGCGAAGAGCACUACUAUGGGACCGGCUGCAACAAGCUCUGCCGGCCACGGGACGACUUCUUCGGCCACUUCAUGUGCGACCAGAAUGGGAACAAGCUCUGUAUGGAGGGCUGGAUGGGCCAGGACUGCAAAAAAGCCAUAUGCAAGCAGGGUUGUCAUUCGAUCCAUGGAGGGUGUGAUGUCCCUGGGGAAUGCAAAUGUCUGUACGGAUGGCAGGGGCAGUUCUGUGAUGAGUGUGUUCCAUACCCAGGCUGUGUCCAUGGGACGUGUGUGGAGCCGUGGAAAUGUAAUUGUGAAACCAACUGGGGUGGUCUACUCUGCAAUAAAGAUUUGAAUUACUGUGGGACGCACCAUCCGUGUGUCAACGGAGGGACCUGCAUGAACACAGAACCUGACGAGUACCAAUGUGCCUGUCCUGAAGGAUAUUCUGGCAAGACCUGUGAGAUUGCUGAGCAUGCUUGUGUGUCCAACCCCUGUGCAAAUGGAGGUACCUGCCAUGAGGUCCCAACUGGUUUUGAAUGCCAGUGUCCUUCGGGUUGGAAUGGGACAACCUGUGCCAUCGAUAUAAAUGACUGUGUAUCACGUCCAUGUGCACACGGUGGGACUUGCAUUGACCGUGUUAAUGGGUUUGAGUGCAUCUGCCCCUCACAGUGGAUUGGGAAGACCUGCCAGCUGGAUGCUAAUGAAUGUGAGGCGGAGCCUUGUGUUCACUCUUACACUUGCAGAAAUUUGAUUGGUGGAUAUUACUGUGACUGCCUUCCGGGAUGGUCUGGACAAAACUGUGACCUCCAUAUUGAUAACUGCUAUGGACAGUGCCAGAAUGGAGCCACCUGCAAGCCCAACAGUGUGCGUGGUUACCAGUGCAUCUGCCCACGUGGGAUUGUUGGCAGAAACUGUGAGGUUGAAAUAAAUGAAUGUGCUAGUCAGCCAUGCCUGAAUGAAGGACAAUGUCAGGAUCUGCUCGGUGGCUUCCGGUGUCACUGUCUGCGUGGUUACUCGGGGACCUUCUGUGAGAGGAUCAACUUCUGUGAUCCCAGCCCAUGCCAGAAUGGUGCCAAGUGCUACAUCCUUGGGGAUAAUUACUACUGUGCCUGUCCUGAGGACUAUGAAGGGAAGAACUGCUCACUUCUGAAGGAUCACUGCAGAUCUGCUCCUUGCCAAGUGAUUGACAGCUGCACUGUGGCGAUCUCCAGCAACAGCAGUCAGGGUGGGGUCCGCUUGAUAUCAUCCAAUGUCUGUGGUCCACGGGGUACCUGCAUCAGCCAGCCUGGUGGGAACUUCACGUGUGCCUGUAAUCGGGGGUUUACCGGGAUGUAUUGCCAUGAAAAUAUCAAUGAUUGCAUAGCAAACCGGUGUAAGAAUGGGGGCACGUGUAUCGAUGGAGUGGACUCCUUCCGCUGUAUUUGCCCUGAUGGUUGGGAAGGUGAACUUUGUGAAAUUGAUGUCAAUGACUGCAGCCCCAACCCUUGUCUCAAUGGGGGCCGCUGUGUGGAUGGACUCAAUGAUUUCCACUGUGAGUGCACCAAUAACUGGAAAGGAAAGACCUGCCACUCCAGAGAGAACCAGUGUGACGGAAAUACUUGCAGUAACGGAGGCACAUGUUAUGAUGUGGGAGACACCUUUCGAUGUGUAUGUGCGCCAGAGUGGGACGGCAGUACCUGCAACCUUGCUAAGAACAGCAGUUGUAUCCCCAACCCUUGCCAGAAUGGAGGGACAUGUGUGGGCAGUGGAGAUACUUUCACUUGUGUCUGCAAAGAGGGAUGGGAAGGACCCAGCUGCACUCAGAAUAAGAAUGACUGCAGCCCUCAUCCAUGCUACAAUGGAGGCAUCUGCGUUGACGGUGUGAAUUGGUUUCGGUGUGAAUGCGCUCCAGGUUUUGCCGGACCGGACUGUCGAAUCAAUAUCGAUGAAUGCCAGUCUUCUCCUUGUGCUAUUGGAGGCACUUGUGUGGAUGAGAUUAAUGGUUACAGGUGCAUCUGCCCAGCUGGGAGAGCAGGCCACAGAUGCCAAGAAGUUAUUGGCUUUGGCAAGUCGUGUUUCACAUCAGGGCAGUACCAUCCACAUGGGCUCAGAUGGGAUCAAGAGUGCAACACCUGUCAGUGCAUGAACGGCAACAUCAACUGUACCAAGGUAUGGUGCGGCCAGAAGUCCUGCUUGUUACAAGAUCGGCCAGGCCGCGAAAACUUCCUGUGCCCAGAGGGCCAGACGUGCCAGGUCAGCCCCUGGCUGAAGUGUUUCUCCCCUCCAUGCACGGACUGGGGGGAGUGUAACCCCCAGUCUGCACUGCCUGUACACACCACAUGCCAGCCCAAUGCUCCUUAUCUGGACAACAACUGCGCCAAGAUCACGCUCCUCUUCAACAAGGAGAAGGUUCCAAAGGGCAUCACGGUAGAAUAUAUCUGCUGGGAGCUGAGAUACUUGCCCAUGCUACGCAGCCUGUCCAGGGACCGGGCCUUGUUUGUGUUGUGUGACUUCGCCAACGCCACCAACAGUGCAGUGGAAGUGGCCGUUUCGUUCACCCCGCAGGCCGAGGACCAGGAUGGAGCCCUGAUCAGGGAGGUGGUGACAAAGAUGGUUGACAGCAUCACUCAGUGGCAAAACAGCACUGUGAUGCUUGCGGUUGUUGAAGUGAAGGUAGAGACGGCGUACAUUCCUCUCCCCCAACCAGCAUACCUGGUCCCUGUGUUGAGCGUGGUGUUCGGCACGAUCUGGCUGAUCUGCAUCAGCAUCUGCGUGUGGUGGACGCGGAAGCGGCGAAAAGAGAGGGAGAGAAGCCGCCCACCCACAGAAGAUUCAGUCAACAAUCAGUGGGAGCCCCUCAAGCCCAUCAGGAACCCCAUUGACAAACCCUGCAGCAACAGGGACCUUCAGUACGAGUGCAGGAACCUCAUGGCUCCCCAUAACCGGUCUCUGAUGUCCACCGAGGAGGUGGAGGAGCUGAGUGUUGACAAGUGCCCCUCCCAGCGAUGUACAAUAACAUUCUUGCCUACGAAAGGUGACGUAAACUCGACACAGUUAACUCCAGUCAGGCAGCCACAUCGGACAAGCAAAUGGGACAACCGUUGUCUGAAAAAUGUGAACGCAAUGAACCAUGAAGGAGAUAAGGAUCUCUCUGUGUGAGUAACGGGGAAUUGUUUGUGCCUACAGUUUUUUUUCCUUUUCAAAAACAAACAAAGGGAGGUGAAUAUUGAGAUUUCUUGUUACACCUCAUUGUGUUAAGACUGAAAACAUUUGUUAAAGUCUUCAUACUCAAUCAGUGUCUCUUCUGCUGUGUGUAUAGAGCAUUUAUUUACCAUUGUCUUUUCAAAUCCUGUAUAAAUUAUUGGUGACUUGUCCAGUGUCAAGAUCUCUUUGCUAGUUGCUAUUUUUGGUAUUAAUUUCUCAUGACAGUUCAUGGGGGAAGGGUGGGGUGGGCGGGUUCGGACCUUGCCGAUCCCAGAGGAAUGAGGAACCAAGCUUUGCCUGUUUUCUGUCACCGUAAGUGUACUCUUUCAGCUUCACGUACUGUUUACAAAUGGAUAUUUGGCUUGUAGUACUGCGGUGUAUCUUCCUUUUCUGUACAUGGGCACCUGCGGGCACACGGCACUCCAUAACCAUGACCUUAAUGGCUUGGCCUCUUGGCUCUCUGGAUUUUGUGAGCCAGCUGGGGUGGAGUGUGGGGGACUUGUAAGUUUAUACAAGCAUCUACCCAGAACCACCCCUUCUCCCACCACCCCUCACCUGGUGCCAGUGACAUAGGUGGACCUGCUCCCUCCUGAACUCGCUGCCUUUGGGAAGUUGCUAGCUUUCCCCAGCCCAGGGAAGGAGGAUAAGGUAAGGAGGGAGGGGUGGGCUGUGUUUAUGUGAAGUGCAGAGAAAGGUGGGGAAGGGUGGUAGUCGCAAGACAGAUCAAGAUCUUGUCGUUGCUCGGGAAUUGUCACCACCAAGUCCAGCCUUGGUGGGAGUAGGACGGUUGCUUCCAAAGACUUUGUAGCUCGAUGAGAGUGAGGGAGGGGAGAUGGGAGGGAGGUUGUGGUGGGAGCAGAUCAGUGGACUGACACCCAGAAACAAGUUGGGCGAUCAGUGCUUCCCCUUUCAGACGGAAUCACCACUUACUUAAAGUGCCUUGUAGCAGCCAACUCCCCUCCUCCCCUUUGGACAGGACCUGCAUGUAUGCAGAGUUACCUUAGAGUGCAGUCAUUGUUGGGGGACUUUAAUGGUAGCUGUUAGCACGCAGCACAGUCCCAUAAUGGUGCAGCCAAUGGAUGCUCUUGCAUUAUCUUUGCUCUUGAGGUCAGUGGAACCUGGGAGUGAUUACAGUAUUGGAGGGGUGUGUGUGCACCUGGAGGCUGGAUUGUUGUAGCAACUGUCAAAGUCUGAUCUGCUGAUUUUUUUAAAUAUAUAAAUAUAUAUAUAAAUAUAUUGUGAACUAUGUACCUUCCAUACUGACCUAUAAUAAACAAUUGUAAGUGUAUGAUCAAAACUUUUGUACAUAUGUAUAUAUUUAAGGAAUCUGUGUAUAUUUGAUUGAAUAACUUAAGAAAGAUAUUCAAGUUUGUUUAGAUGCCAUUCCUUAAUUUAUGUUUUGGGGAAAGAAAAGGGAGUUUGGUGGCAUUUCUCUUGCACGUCGUUUUAUUUUGCCCUAUGUCUUACCAUCACUAAUAUUACGUCUGGCUAAAGAUCAAAAGUAUAUCAUUUAAAAAAAAAUCUGAAUACUAAAUCAAUUUGGCAAGUUCAGCUGGCCCACACAAAAAUGACAACUUGUUUCGCCACCGUUCCCGCCUGGUUUUAGGAGAGCAUGUACUGGGUCACAAACACCACAGUGAAGGCACAGAUGGAAAUUAGGAGCAUUUUCUUCAGUUCUUGCUGAGGGGGGAGGUGUGGAGAAAGUAAAGGACUGAGGCAGCAGAACACUCUUUCCCUCCUGCCCCAGGUUAUUUACAUAUGCCACUCUGCUUACCACUGGAAGAUCAGUCUUCAUUUUACAGAGGCAGAGUGGAUGGUCAUAUAUUUUCAGCCAGUGUGACGUAGAUGGCCAAACCUUCUGAAAUAACUUCCCUAUUUCUUGGCGCUUUGUAUGCCCCCCCCCCCAUUAUCUAGUCUGUACCCUCAUUGUCAAGUAGAGUUUAAUUCAGGCAUAUGAAAGUUAAGGAACAGAGUACACACAAGUUAUUCCCUCAGACUCUCGGCUUCCUGGUUCUUCCACCUCAUCCUCUGUUACCUACCUCUCUCCUUCACUCUGUUGGUGAGCCCUCUGCUGGAAAAGCCUACUUUGUGUAAAAAUAUAUAUAUAUAUCUGCUUUGAGCAUAUGACAAAAAAAUGAAGGGAUCAGUUUGUUUUUCUAUAUUUAAAAAAAUGUACAAGUUUUUGCUUUAUGUUCCAGUGCAAAAAAACCCGUAACUCCAAAAGAGUUUGUGAAUAUAUUUUGGACGAGAGUAUCUUUCUGCAUGGUAAAUGGACCCACUUCUGGGAGGAAUCUAAAUACUACACUCUCGUUUUUUGUGUGUUUUUUAUAUAAACUAAACUUUAUUGCAAACUCUUUUGAGUUAAAUCCAGAUCUUUCUAAAAAGAAAUGAAAUGUAACCUAGCAAUCGCUUCACUUUCAAAUAUCUAAUUGGCAAGCUGUUUCUGAAAACUCAAUAAAUUUUGUCUAAAUUAUGGACAAGAGGCUUUUCCUUCUGAAUCACAUUUAUUAAUGUCAGUUGCAUCGUGAGAGAUGGAGGGUGAUCUUUAAAUAAAAGGGAUGAAAAAUUACAAAAAAAAGCUGGCUGAUUUUUAAAAGAAAGUAAAAUUGCAAGAACUCUGAAUAAAGUUGUAAUUUUUUUUGUAUAAGGAUGUUGCUUUGCCUUGCAGAAGUCCUCUGUUCAUAUACUGCAUUUUGUUUGAUAUGUUCUUAGAGAUAACUUUCAAAAAAAAAACCCUAUUUAUUAAAGCGUUUUAUAUUAACGUC
This is a messenger RNA of Mobula hypostoma (lesser devil ray), 6847 nucleotides long. RefSeq names its product protein jagged-2-like. The record is from RefSeq and is a predicted model, not a curated record. Bases 390 to 4037 code for a protein of 1215 amino acids. Gene Ontology annotation, cellular component: plasma membrane; cell surface; signaling receptor complex. Gene Ontology annotation, biological process: multicellular organism development; axon guidance; cell communication. Lineage: Eukaryota; Metazoa; Chordata; Chondrichthyes; Myliobatiformes; Myliobatidae. Gene Ontology annotation, molecular function: calcium ion binding; Notch binding. The transcript has 26 exons.